CUCCAGUCCUCUAAUCCUUGGGUCAGGCUUUGUCAGUCUUGCUGUUCAGUGCCAUGCCACACUCCUCUGAGCCUCACUCGCCGUGCCGUUCGCUCGCCGAAACAGCGUUCAGCUUGAGCUUUCACUGGGCCGGGCAAGAGCUCAACGUUUCCAACAACAGAUCGAACAAAUUCCAGAGUGGCCAGCCCCGCGGACCCCUUGCGGACCCGAGCGGCGAUGGCGAGGUUGCUGGACGUGACAGCACCGGGCCCCGGCUUGGCCUCCCUGCAGGUCCUAGGCGCACACGUGAAAUUGGACAAGGAGGAGGCCGCCGACGCCGUGCUCGGCCCACCGCGUGCCGUGCUGGCCGUGGACCUCCGCGGUGCGCCGAUGGUGGAAGAGGCUCCAGCACGGCCACCGCUGCGACUGGUACUGAUCAUUGACGUCUCCUACUCAAUGGCCCCGGCUCUGUCUGAUGUCCGGGAUGCCUGCAUGGAGAUCUUUCAUGAGCUCAAGGAGGAGGAUGAGAUUUGCUUAGUGUCCUUCUCCUCCUUCGCGAAAUUGAUCUUGCCCCUGCGAAAGAAGAGGGACGUGGAGGACCGAAGGCGGUGA
This is a messenger RNA of Durusdinium trenchii, 591 nucleotides long. The record is from the annotation of a GenBank genome assembly. NCBI's taxonomy places the organism in Eukaryota, Dinophyceae, Suessiales, Symbiodiniaceae.